AUGCUGUUUGCUAGAGGUGCAGAUAUUGAAGGAGAAACCUAGACUGCUGCUACUAUUGAAUCCGCUGAAUAAAUGAAGUUUAGGAGGCAGUAAGAAAAAUAAAUGAAAAAGUUUUAAAAAAUAGAGAACAAAUAAAAUGUGAGAGAAUAUGAAGAAAAUUUUCACUCUAAGAACUAUACAAAUAUAAGAUCAAAAGUAUUUUAGCUCAGAAUAAAGAAAGUUGAUUUUGGAGGAUAGAAAGUAACAAUUAAUGAUAAAGUUCUUAUAAACAGAAGAGUCUUGAAUGAUUAUAUUCAUAUUGUUAAUAAGAGAUAAGAUGUAGUAGAUUCAAUGGAAGAUAACUUUUGGUCAAUGGUUUAAUUAUAUGAUGGGACUUUGCAUUACUUCAACAAAUAUUAUGGAAAGAAGUUAGAAGAUUAAAUGUCAAAGCUCAAUCAUAUGCUUAAGCCAGAGCACAGAUAUUUGCUAAAGAGUAUUGAUAAAAAUGAAGCAAGAAUUAAAAGACGUUUGCUAGAAUAUGAAUAAGUUAAAAAAUCAGGAGAUCCUACUAUAAAGAAAGCAUUGCAGGAAUGUAAGAAUAUUGAAGAAAUAGUAGAAAAACACCAUUAGUAGCAAAAGUAGAAAGCAGCGGAUAGAAGGAAUAAAAAUAAAUCAGAAGGGCAUAUUGAGAAGCUUUCAAAAAAGAAAGGUUAUAUAGUGAAUGAGAUGGAAGUUGAGUAAAGAAGAUAAAACCAAAUGAUUAUGAAUGAAAUAUAGAAGUUUGGUAGCGAUAGAAUCAAACGCAAACUGUUCGAGCAAGAUAUGAAAGUUAUUUUAGAAAAUCAAGAAAUAUAAGAUAAAAUUCAUCAUAUUUAAAUGUCUUUAGAAAAAAUGCAGAAUCAACCAGCAACUUCAAGCAAGUCAAUCAAUUUGAUUUGUGAGAAUGAAGAAGACCCUUAAAAUGAAGGUCAUAACUAAAAUGAAAACACAUAAAAAAACAUUAUGUCAUUACGCCACAUAAACAAUCCUGUCUCUUUGCAGCAUAUAAAUAUGGUUUCGCCUAGAUCUCCAAGGUUAGACCACCUUAUAGGCAAUAAAAAUUCAUCUUCUAAUUUAGCUAAUAACAAUAGCCCAUAUUUAUAGUCAGCUUUUGCUCACAAUAUGCAAAUUUAGGAGCAUGAAUUAGUAUUAAAUGAGUUACAAAGAAGGCAUUCUCACAAUAACUUGAACCCUUUUAUUCACUACAGUAUGCUAUCUAAUAAGUAAGCUACUUCACCUAUUUUCUAAUAAGUAUUAGAAUAGCAGUCACUUCAUUCUAAAAGCUUGGAUAAAAUAGGAUUAAAUAACUACUUGGAUUAAAAUGAAGGUAGCGAAGAGAAAGUUGGAAAAAAGGAUCCAAGAAGUUCUAUCUUUAAUUUCUAACAAAAUUAAAAGAAUCAGAGUUAAGCUAAGUUAAAUAAUUUAACUAUAAGAGAAUAAUAAUUUAUGAUGCUUUAGUAAGAAUUAAAUAGCACUUCACCUCAUAUGAAGAGAGGAAGCAUUGAUGGAAAUAAUUCGCCUAGGAAUUAGCCUUUUAUAUCUCAAUUAAGAAAUUAAAGUAUUUUCGAUAAUUUAAGCACUAUGAGUUAGUCAAAGAAAACAUCAAUUUUGAGUGCUAACGAUUCAUAAAAUAAUGGUAAUAGUUAGUACAAUGGAGAAAAAAGGUUAAAAUCAAAUGUUUCAUUUAAUUUGUCUUCUAAUCACCCAGAAAUGAUAUCUACUCCUUAGAAAGAAUACAUGCUUACUGAAAAAUACAAUAAAUCAACUCCUUCCACUUCAUUGUUUUCUAAUAAUUAAGAAUAAAAGUCUAAAUUCAAUCAAAUGAAUUGCACAGUGGGAUCGUUUACUGUAAAAGAAAAUAGCUAAGCCUAAAAGACCUCGAAAUAAAACCACAUUACUACUAAUUUAAAUUUGAGAAAGGCGAGCUUGGAUUAAGUAAUGGGUAAAAUAAAUGAGGAAAAACUUAAGAAAGUAGCUAUCAAUAUUCAGAGUUCGUCGGGUAUUAAAGAGGAAUUAUUGCAAAGUAAAAGCACUAUUGCUGCUACCCCUUUAAAAUCAGUUUUAAAAAAGAGUCAUAACAAUAUUUCUUUAACAGAAAAUUAAUUAAAAUAAAAUGUAACGAGUAUUAAAGAUGUCAUCUCGACUACUAAAUCUCUUGUGACGGCAAAUGGAUCAUUCAACUUUUAAAACAAUCAAGGAUUGUAAGAAUCAAGCAAUAAUUUAAUUUCUGAUUAGAAUUUCUUAACUUCAGCUAGUAACAUGUAAACUGUUGAAUCACCAUCUAAGAUAAAUUCAGCAAAGUCGAAUAAGCAACAAGGCCUAAUAAAAAGAUUAACAACUUUGGUUUCUCAAGAAAACUUAGCUAUUAUUGGAAACUAUCAGUCUAAAAGGAGACAGUCAAAGAGCAUUUAGAUAGAGAAUGUAAGCUCUAACGAAAAAAUUGAGGAAAAUCCAAGCAAUUAACCAAAUAUAACAAACGAAGAUAAAAAAUAAAUAAAAAUUUAGAACGAUUCAAAUACAGAGAAAAUUUAAUAAGAGGCAUCUGAUGAUGAUAAUGAAGAUGAAAAUAAAAACAAUGGGUCUAGAUAGGACACAGUAAGUUCCAGAGGUAAUAAAAACGAUUUAUAUAGUUCAAGAGAGAAGAAAAAAAGAAAAUCAAUAAUUCCUGAAAUUUAUGGUAAAAAGAAUUCAAAAUCUGCUGAUAAAGUAAACUCACAGUAAUCUGAAGAAGUGUUUGAAAAACCAUUGAUUCGUAACAAAAUCUAUAAUGAAAACGAUCUUUUUAAGUAUAAAAAAAUUAAUAAAUAUGCCUUGCAUGAAAUCUAUGAAAAGAGAAUCCUUAACUUGCAUAAAGAUGAAACACCGUUGCUGAGCAUGAAAGAAUUGCAGUACAUUGAAGAAAAGUAAAAAAAGUCGUCAAGUUAAAGUUAAAUUAAAGUACCAUACACUCACCAUCAGCAUCAUCCUUUUUCUUGGAACAAUUUAGAGGAGAAAAAAGCAGACUUUUUGAGCUUGGAAAAGCAGAGAUCUCUUUUAAUAAAUCCUGAGCAAGAGGAAGUUUUUGACAAAAAAAUAAGCUAAAUCCAUGGUACUGAUGUAUUCAACAUGUAUAAAAGCAUUUAGAAAAACUGCAAAACUUAAAUUGAGUAAAGCAAGUCGUUUUAAAAAGAUAUAAAAGAAGGAGAGUAGGAAUUAAAGUUCAAACAUAAAAUAUUGAAACAACAGUAUGCUGAGCACUUGGGACCGAAAGAAUACAAAUCUAAAUAUGUGAAAGAGAUACUCGAUUAGACUAAAAAGUAGCUUAACUUUAAAAUAAAUAAAAAAAGCAGAUCUAAAAUUUCAUCUCCAGAAAAAAUACUUUAAAGCUUGCUUAAACAAGAUAAACAAGUAUGGGGAAAAACAAUUAAAAGUUAAGAAUUAAUUAAAGAUGAAAAUGGCGAAAUAAUUUAAGCUUAAAAGCCUGAGAAGAAAUACAAUCUAUUCUCCUCUCAGACUAUGUCAGAUACAGAAAAGUAAUAAGUAAGAAAUUAGUCAAUGUAAAAGCUUGAGAAGAUAGUUGACAAAUAUAAAAAUAACUCUAUGUCUUUGCAAGAAUAGCUUUAAUCCCUCAUGAAUUUGGACAAUAACCGCAAGGCUUUGUUUGGCAUGACUUAGAAGAUGUAUGUGCCAAGUAAUCUGAUAAAAAAUAAGUAAAAAAAUAAAUAUCUAAAUGGAAUCCUUUCAAGUAGUAAUAUUGAUUAAAAUACCUUCAACCAAUUAAAAUAAUAAAUAGCGAAUAACCAAAAUAAUCAAUCAGCUCAGUUCAAUAACACAGUUGAGUUCCCUUCAAACAACUAAAUGGGAGAUGAAAAUGAUAAUAACGAAAACAACAAAUCAAUAGUAUCUGUAGAUGAAUAAAUUAAGUCCAAAAAUUUAGAAUGA
This is a messenger RNA of Tetrahymena thermophila SB210, 3939 nucleotides long. RefSeq lists its product as hypothetical. The record is from RefSeq and is a predicted model, not a curated record. The transcript is spliced from 2 exons. NCBI's taxonomy places the organism in Eukaryota, Ciliophora, Oligohymenophorea, Hymenostomatida, Tetrahymenidae.